AUGACGAACGGGGGCGGAGACCGCUGGGCGGAGUGCAUUGAGUUGGCGGUGCAGGUCGCUGUGUGUGCAGGGAAGAUUGGAGCAGGCAGAAAGGAGCAGAGAGUCACUUCCAAAGCUACGCCUACUGACCUGGUGACGGAGGCUGACCAGUUGUUGGAGGAGUUUAUUAUCUCCACCCUGAGAGACAGGUUCCCCUCACACAGGGCCCUGAUCCUAACAGAGAUUGGAGCAAAGAGAGAUGUAGCGUCGCUGGACAUCUCAGGAAACAUGAGCAGACUGCUGUCAGUUUCUGCUCAUGGGGUGAGGAUCAUUGGCAGCUCCAUUCUGGCGCUGUGCCAGGUGGCAUGUGGCAGGGCAGAGGGGUACUACCAUUAUGGUCUGCACUGCUGGGACAUGGCCGCCGCUGACAUUAUCAUCAGGGAGACUGGAACAACCUCCCCUUUGUCUCCCUCUAUUGGUGGUCCUGUGGACUUCAUGUCCAGGAGGGUGGUGGCAGCAGGAUCUCUAGAGAUGGCCAAUAACAUCAUCCAGCAGCUGCAGCCUAUCGGCUACGAGCGAGAUGACCACGACCCUUCGAUUUAUACCCUUCAUAUUUCCUGGCAUAGUUGCCCGUUCAAGAAUGUCCCACAUGCAAAGACAUAG
Hypomesus transpacificus is the source of this 642-nucleotide messenger RNA. Its product is annotated as inositol monophosphatase 2-like. The transcript has 5 exons. Bases 1 to 642 code for a protein of 213 amino acids. Gene Ontology annotation, molecular function: inositol monophosphate 1-phosphatase activity. The record is from RefSeq and is a predicted model, not a curated record. Gene Ontology annotation, biological process: inositol metabolic process; phosphatidylinositol phosphate biosynthetic process; signal transduction. Lineage: Eukaryota; Metazoa; Chordata; Actinopteri; Osmeriformes; Osmeridae.